AAUUAUAUCAUUUAGCUCCCUUUUUCCUGUCGCUUUCUCUCUGAUUCUCUGCAACAACAAAAAUUAUGGCAAUCCCACAAGACGGAGCACAUAUCUUGAUCUUCCCUUAUCCGGCACAGGGGCACAUGAUUCCCCUGUUAGACCUCACUCACCAACUCGCUCUCCGCAACUUAACCAUCACCAUUCUUGUCACCCCCAAGAAUCUCCACUAUCUCAACCCGCUCCUCAUCAAACACCCCUCCAUUCAGCCCCUUGUUCUGCCUUUUCCACCCACCGCUUCCAUUCCUGAUGGCGUCGAAAACGUCCGUGACCUCCCUGCUGGCGGCUUCCGUUUAAUGACACUGGCCUUAGCUGAUCUUCAUGGCCCCAUUGUCUCUUGGUUUGAAAACCAUCCCUCCCCGCCUGUUGCAAUUGUUUCUGACAUGUUUCUUGGCUGGACUAACCGCCUUGCCCAUGACUUGAACAUUCCGAGGUUUGUUUUCUCGCCUUCAGGGGCCUUAUCAUUGUCAAUCAUGUAUAAUCUGUGGCAAAAUUUGCCCAAAAGAAAUGAUCCAACGGAUGAUAAUGAAGUGAUCAGGUUCGAAGGAAUUCCAGGCUGUCCAUCUUAUCCCUGGUGGAAGAUAUCGCCGUUGUUUCGGAGUUACGUGGAAGGGGACCAACAAUCAGAAGUCCUGAAAGAAUCACUCAGGGGAAAUAUGGCGAGUUGGGGACUCGUGAUCAAUUCCUUCUCGGACCUGGAACAGGCUUACUUAGACUAUUUGAAGGAGUUUUUAGGCCAUGAUCGCGUGUGGGUGAUCGGGCCUUUGCUUCCUCCCGUUGAAGAACAAGUCAGACGAGGUGGAUCUAGUGAAAGUUUGGCCUACGAGAUCAAAACAUGGCUUGAUCAAUUUAAAGAAAAAUCUGUUGUCUAUGUCUGUUUCGGGACUCAAGCUGUGUUGACCAAUAAGCAAAUGGAAAUGCUGGCCCUGGGAUUGGAGAAGAGCGGGGUUCCGUUUCUUUGGUCGUAUAAGGACCCUAAGGGACACGCUGAAGGAGAGUACAACAUGAUUCCUCCAGGGUUCAAAGAUCGCGUGGCUGGGAGGGGACUAAUUGUGAAGGGUUGGGCACCACAGGUUUUAAUUUUGAGUCAUCAAGCUGUGGGAGCGUUCUUGACUCAUUGUGGCUGGAAUUCGGUGCUAGAGUCGAUCACAGCGGGCGUGCAGAUGUUGACUUGGCCAAUGGGUGCUGAUCAGUUCGAAAAUGCUGAUUUGUUGGAUGAGUUUAAGGUGGGAACUAGAGUGUGUGAGGGGGCGAAAACAGUCCCUGAUCCAGAUGAGUUGGCUCGGGUGGUGGCGACAGCGAUGAGCGACGAUCGAGGAGUUGAAAUGGCGAGGGCCAAGGAGUUGAGUAAAGCUGCACUAGAGAGUGUUGAAGAAGGAGGUCAUUCUCAUCAAGCUUUGAAUGGUUUCGUUGAUUUCUUGUCCAAAGCUCAACCAAAUAUGUAAGUGGGCUAGUGCAGAUUGCAGACAAUUUUAUCAGAAGCAUGGACUGGAAACCUUUAUAUGAUAGUGCUAGUUAUCCAUAGUUCCGGUCGGCUUUUAGAUAAUUAUUUGAACUCAUGCAUUUCU
This is a messenger RNA of Daucus carota subsp. sativus, 1607 nucleotides long. Its product is annotated as UDP-glycosyltransferase 89B2. NCBI's taxonomy places the organism in Eukaryota, Viridiplantae, Streptophyta, Magnoliopsida, Apiales, Apiaceae. Gene Ontology annotation, molecular function: UDP-glucosyltransferase activity. The record is from RefSeq and is a predicted model, not a curated record. Bases 66 to 1484 code for a protein of 472 amino acids. The transcript has a single exon.